AUGGUCGUCGUCACCGAGUCGAUCUGCACGAUCUCCUCGACAAAAGAUAAUGUGAAAGGAGCUGAGUCAGAAAUCGGUGGCACCGAUCCGAUACUUCGUAUAACAGAUAAGUGCGAUGAAGACCGUGCGGUCAAAGAUGUGGAAGUGCAUUUGGGUGUGAUUCGAAAUCGUCACGGUGAUCACAAAUUGAUAGCAAAUUUCUUCACUAUUAGUUUGCUGUCUUUUUUUCGUCGCAUUUGCGCACGAAGUUCAGUUCGUUUCAUAAUUGACAAGCACACACUGAAUUCGGUUGAAGCGAUGAGUGAUGAUGCUUAUGCAAAUGAAUCAGUAAUGAAAUGCGUUUUUUUCAAGGGAACAACACCAAUGAGUUUCGAUGCAAAUAAAUUUCACCAAAUCAGAAUACCGGUUUACGGCGGUGGUGCAUGCACCUAUACUGUGCCAAAACGUUACGUUAAUCUGGCGUUCAUCAGUAUGGGUGCUCAAGGAACUGUUGUGCGUGCCGAGGACACCAUCACAAAGGCAACAGUUGCUAUCAAGAAAGUGCAACAUCCAUUUCUGACCCCAAUGAACGCGAAGAGAACAUAUCGAGAAUUUGUUCUACUUGUCACCAUGAAGCAUCCAAAUUUGAUACGAUUAAUAAAUGCAUUUUCACCGCAAACUUCACUUCGCGAUUUCGAAGAAAUCUAUCUGGUGAUGGAAUAUAUGAAUUUCAAUCUGGCAGAAGUGAUACAAAAACUUCAACUUGAUCAAAAAAAUCUUUCGUAUUUCACGUAUCAAAUGAUUGUCGCAAUGAAAUAUAUGCAUCGUAGUGGCAUUAUUCACAGAGAUCUUAAACCAAGUAAUAUUGUUGUCAAUAAUCGAUGUAUUCUAAAAAUUCUCGAUUUUGGGUUGGCCAGAAAAAUGGAAACCAAAGAGCCAAUGUCUGGUUAUGUGGUAACUAGAUACUAUCGUGCACCUGAAGUAAUCCUUGGUUUGCCAUAUACUGAAAAAGUGGAUGUUUGGGCUAUUGGAUGUAUUUUGGCUGAGAUGAUCUUACGAAAGACCUUAUUUCGUGGAAUCGAUCGUUUAGAUCAGUGGUCCAAAAUCACAAGUCUUCUUGGGACGGGUGACAAGGCUUUCAUUGAUCGAUUGGAUAAGCAUGCGAGGAUGUAUGUGCGAAGUAGGGCGCCUGUUGAUCCCACUCCAUUCGACGUGAUCUUUCCGGAUGAAGCCUUUACGGGUCAUUUUCCGAAUGCUCCUCAACUUUGUCCAAAAAAUGCCCGUGAUCUACUAUCAAAAAUGCUGCAAAUCGAUCCAGAAAAGCGUAUAAGUAUUGAUGAGGCUGUACACCAUCCUUAUGUAAAACUGUGGUUUGAUGAGUCCGAAUGGAACACUCCACUUCCAGAGAAUCGUUAUGAUCCACAAAACGAUGUUAUCGAAAGACCAAUUGAGGAAUGGCGAGGUGCUCACUUAUUCAAAGUUUCAGAGUUACUCUUUAACGAAGUAAAGCGAUAUGAACAGAGGCACGACAUUCAUCUAGGAAUACCUUCUCCCAUACCCACUUCCGACACACAGCCUUCAGUCUGA
This is a messenger RNA of Anisakis simplex (herring worm), 1566 nucleotides long. The record is from the annotation of a GenBank genome assembly. NCBI's taxonomy places the organism in Eukaryota, Metazoa, Nematoda, Chromadorea, Rhabditida, Anisakidae.